GUGAACACAGGAAGUGGACUGGAGGUCGCUGUUGCCGCUACAUCUCUGCACUCAUGCAUUUCUCACAUGUGGAUGUGUUUAUUUAUCGGAGCAAAAAAUGAGGAAACGACCAGAGAUUGAAGCUGAAGAACCGGGGACUGGAUUUUAAUUCGACUGGACACAUUUAAAUAACGGAGUCAUGCCGCUGUCAGACUUCCUGGACGGUCUGAAGGACAACCCUUACUUUGGGGCAGGGUUCGGUCUGGUUGGGGUCGGAACAGCGCUGGCUGUGGCUCGAAAAGGAGCCCAAGUGGGGAUGGUCUUCUUCCGCCGACACUACAUGAUCACUCUGGAGGUGCCCAGCAGAGACAAGAGCUACACCUGGCUCCUGAGUUGGAUCACCAAACAUGCCCGACACACCCAGCACUUGAGCGUGGAGACGUCCUACCUGGCUCAUGAGAGCGGACGGGUGCACACGCAGUUUGAUUUCCACCCAAGCCCUGGUAACCAUAUCAUCUGGUAUGGAAGAAAGUGGAUCAGAGUGGAAAGGACAAGAGAGAAGCAGAUGGUGGAUCUGCACACUGGAACACCAUGGGAGUCUGUCACCUUCACUGCUUUAGGAAGAGACCGGCAAAUAUUCUUCAAUAUACUGCAAGAAGCAAGAGAACUGGCUCUGAAGCAGGAGGAAGGGCGGACAGUCAUGUACACGGCCAUGGGAGCAGAGUGGAGGCCGUUCGGGUUUCCACGGCGACGCAGACCUCUCUGCUCCGUGGUGUUGGAGUCAGGAGUGGCUGAGAAGAUAGUUGACGACGUGAAGGAUUUCAUUGGGAACCCCAAGUGGUACACUGAUAGAGGUAUUCCCUACAGAAGGGGAUAUCUCCUUUAUGGUCCACCAGGAUGUGGAAAAAGCAGCUUUAUCACGGCUCUUGCUGGAGAACUGGGCUACAGCAUCUGUCUGAUGAGCCUGAGUGAUCGCUCCCUCUCGGAUGACCGUCUCAAUCAUCUGCUCAGUGUGGCGCCACAGCAGAGCAUCAUCUUGCUGGAGGACGUGGACGCUGCUUUCGUCAGCCGAGAUCUGCAGCCAACAGAAAACCCUCUGGCGUACCAGGGGAUGGGCCGCUUGACCUUCAGUGGACUUCUAAACGCAUUAGAUGGAGUCGCCUCCUCUGAAGCCCGAAUAGUUUUCAUGACCACCAACUUUAUUGACAGGUUGGAUUCGGCACUGAUCAGACCUGGACGUGUGGAUCUGAAGCAGUACAUCGGCCACUGCACUCACCAGCAGCUCAUGCAGAUGUUUGCGCGGUUCUAUCCAGACGAGCCCGCCGCCGAGUCAGAGCGCUUUGCUAAAGCUGUCCUCUCCAGCCACACGGAGAUCAGUGCUGCUCAGGUGCAAGGACACUUUCUCAUGCACAAACUGGACCCCAAAGGAUCAAUAGACAAUGUGGGCAGAUUAAAAGGAUGAUGGACCAGUGCUGCUCUUUGCUUGCAUUUGUGGGGAAAAACCUGUGUGUGUGUA
Molecule: messenger RNA, 1495 nt
Organism: Synchiropus splendidus (mandarinfish)
Lineage: Eukaryota; Metazoa; Chordata; Actinopteri; Syngnathiformes; Callionymidae
Gene: bcs1l
Product: mitochondrial chaperone BCS1
Exons: 8
Coding region: 179-1441 (420 amino acids)
Biological process (GO): mitochondrial respiratory chain complex III assembly; protein insertion into mitochondrial inner membrane from matrix
Cellular component (GO): mitochondrial inner membrane
Molecular function (GO): ATP hydrolysis activity; ATP binding
Source: RefSeq, a predicted model, not a curated record